Messenger RNA from Amoebophrya sp. A120, 514 nucleotides. The record is from the annotation of a GenBank genome assembly. Lineage: Eukaryota; Dinophyceae; Syndiniales; Amoebophryaceae.
AUGCAGAAACGCAUCAAAGGCAAACUCCGUCUUAUGCUGCUUUUACCAAUAUGUUUCAAUUCGUCAACUUUCAGUUUCACUGUCAUGUCUGAAUUAUUCAUUGUACUUUGUUUCCUAUCAAUGCAAGCGGUUUUUCAUCUUCGUGCUUCUCUUGUAACUUUUGUACCACUACAGCGACUCUUCUACAGAGUACUAUUACAACCUGUACGAAAAGAGCAGCCCCAGUCGCCUACUCAAUUUGUAAUUGGACACUGCAGCUAGCUAGCUAGUACGAGGUAGGUACUCUUCAUCUAGGCACCAAGAAGAACUUCCUUCUGGAGAAGUAAGUAAGUACUUACAGUGAAGAAUCGCCCCUUGGUGCUGCCUAAGUUUGUAUUCGUCCUUUGUAUGAUGAUGUACCUGCUAUUUGUUUCCUGCUGGCAGUGGCAGUCACCUCACGACCGCCGCUAGAGAAAAUUGGAACACGCACAGUCAAAACAAUAGGAAAACAGUUCCACCUCGCGCAGCUCUGUCG